GGUUCGGCUGCAUGCCGGAGAAGUUCCUGGAAAUGUUGCAGCCCUUCAGGCGUGGAAUUUCUGGAGGGAUUUUCCAACAAAGAGCCUUGACAAAGCCAACGUUUAUCAACUCACUGCUUGGACAUCCCGUAUUUCAGAAUUUACACAUAAAAGUUGGAGACAAAGCUGAGCUUAGCAAGGCUUUUACACAGAAUGAUGUAGUUACUUUUUCUUGUUUAACAGGUGACACAAAUCCUUUGCAUUUAAAUGAAGAGUUUGCGAAGAAGUCUAGGUUUGGGAGAACUGUUGUCCAUGGAGUGCUGAUCAAUGGACUUAUUUCUGCAGUUCUGGGUACAAAAAUGCCUGGUCAAGGAUGUAUAUUUCUUUCCCAGGAGAUUCGUUUUCCAGCUCCUUUGUAUGUUGGUGAAGAAGCCACAGCUGCAGCGGAAGUGAAACGACUGAAGGGUUCUGUUGCACACAUUUCUGUGUCAUGUCAGGUCAGAGAAAGUGGAAAAACUGUAAUGGAAGGGAUGGUGAAAGUCAUGGUGCCAGAGAGUUAGGGCUGUUCAACAUGUGCAACCUCAGUAUAAAGGCCAGUGUACACUUGGUUCUGACUCUCUUUUUAUGUGACAUCACUUAAACCAGUAAAUUUGCAACAAAAAUCUUUCAAAAUGUCUGAAAGUGCAAAAAUUUAACCUUUCUAGAACUGCAUUAAAAGUAGAGUUUCUCCUUUUUUCA
Messenger RNA from Cyanistes caeruleus (blue tit), 717 nucleotides. RefSeq names its product hydroxyacyl-thioester dehydratase type 2 (gene HTD2). Gene Ontology annotation, molecular function: (3R)-hydroxyacyl-[acyl-carrier-protein] dehydratase activity. NCBI's taxonomy places the organism in Eukaryota, Metazoa, Chordata, Aves, Passeriformes, Paridae. The record is from RefSeq and is a predicted model, not a curated record. Gene Ontology annotation, cellular component: mitochondrion. Gene Ontology annotation, biological process: fatty acid biosynthetic process.